AUGGUACCCCCUCUGCCUCGCCCUCCUCACGAAGGCGAAGCGGUGCCUAUUUCGCUGAACCUCAAUUUGAUCUUGGUCCGGCAUCUGGCGCCGAAGGCUCUCUGGAAGUCUGGCGCUCAAGCCGUCAUGAUACAUAUAAUCGAUAUCGGCAGCGGUGGUAUUGGUGGGGGCGAUAGGUGGGGGGACUUGGAAGCUCUCGACCUGGGUACGAAGGUCAGAGCCAGAGGCUGGGCUGGCAGCGGCUGUGGGAGAGGCCCCGGUGGGGAUAUUGGUGAUUGGCAUGGGGUAGGUACCUCGUGUGGAGUUGACUCAAUACGGGUCGCGGGUGAGGCGGUUGGGUGGAUCUGUGGUUUCAAUACCACCGAGGUCUUCAGGUGAUGCCUAGGUUGAGCCUAAAACGAAUUGUCAACUAUGAGUUUUAUGAGAGGCUGAUAUAGGGGUUGUUGAUGAUAGAUAGAUACAGACAGAAAUUCGCAGAGAGGGAAAUAUGACCAACAAGACCUCUAGGGUUUUCCGCCAUUCUAUUAAUCAUGGCGUCGGCGGCACUCCCCAACCCAUCCCCCAGGGCAAUGGAAAGGCGAAAAAGAGGGGUAGCUCCGACGCGCUCAUCUCUGUUAGCAGAUCUUUCGAUCCCCCUCCGGCUACCGCUUCUACCUAUUGCGCGGUAGAGGUCUUCAGGGUCCUCAUCAUCGAAAGUUUGCUCCAUCAUGUGGAUGACGACAGGACAGUUGAGCUGACUGGCGUGUACCCCCAGCUUCCUGCAGUAGCAGCAGGAUCCUGCGGCACACCGGAUGCAGCUACCCACACCCUGCGAGUCGAUACGAGCUUGCCGGAUAAAGGACCUGCAUUCGUAGAUUGGGCAGUAAAGUGGACGCUCAUGGGAGAGCCCUUCGUGAUCUGA
Messenger RNA from Tuber aestivum (summer truffle), 901 nucleotides. The record is from the annotation of a GenBank genome assembly. Lineage: Eukaryota; Fungi; Ascomycota; Pezizomycetes; Pezizales; Tuberaceae.